Molecule: messenger RNA, 1158 nt
Organism: Aspergillus campestris IBT 28561
Lineage: Eukaryota; Fungi; Ascomycota; Eurotiomycetes; Eurotiales; Aspergillaceae
Product: tyrosinase family protein
Exons: 6
Coding region: 1-1158 (385 amino acids)
Molecular function (GO): oxidoreductase activity
Source: RefSeq, a predicted model, not a curated record
AUGAGACUUAUAAUACUCAAAGCAGAGACAGCUCUGCUGGCCUUUUCGCCAGCAUCUGCCUCGCCCACUGAUCCCUGGGACGCGCUGGCUGGGAAAGCACUUCACAAUCAAGCGCAGUAUCAUUCGUCUCACAAGGGGCAUGGCUCCUGUAACCCGAAGACGGUGUCGGUUCGUCGCGAGUGGGGAUCCCUAUCCAAGCGCGAACGAAAAGACUACAUCUCCGCCGUCAACUGUCUCCACUCGAAGCCGUCCAAAUCCGACCCCUCGUUCGCCCCCGGCGCGCGCAAUCGCUACGACGACUUUGUCGCCGUGCAUAUCAACCAGACGAUCUAUAUCCAUGCCACCGGCUCUUUCCUCACCUGGCACCGCUACUUCACCUGGGCCUACGAGCAAGCCCUGCGUAACGAGUGCGGCUACAAAGGGGCUCAACCCUACUACGCCUGGAACAAAUACGCCGCCGACCCUCUUUCUUCUCCCAUGUUUGAUGGCUCCGAGUACAGCAUGUCUGGCGAUGGGUCCUUCGUCGAGCAUGAGGGUCCCGAGGCGGCCCCGGGUAUUAUCCUGAAGCCUGGGAAGGGAGGUGGUUGUAUUACCUCUGGGCCGUUUAAGAACUGGAAAGUCAACCUCGGCCCCGUCCUCCCCAGCCUGAAAAUCCCCGGCCUGGAACCCCCGCAGGACGACCCCACCCACGGCCUGGGCUACAACCCGCGCUGUCUGCGUCGUGAUAUCUCCACGGACGCCUCCAGAUGGACCGCGACCGAGCAUGUCAUCGACCUGAUUAAGAAUUAUCCUACUAUCGGGCAAUUCCAGGACCGUAUGCAGGGCGACUUUCCCAAGGGCUAUCUGGGUAUUCAUUCCGGAGGGCAUUAUACGAUUGGGGGGGAUCCUGGUGGUGACUUCGCCGUCUCCCCCGGCGACCCCGCCUUCUUCCUCCACCACGCAGCCAUCGACCGCGCCUUCUGGACAUGGCAGAAUCUGGACCCGUCGAAGCGGACGUUCGUCGCUGCUGGUCCGUCCAUCAUGCCUGGAAUUGGCGUUGACGCGCCGAAUGUGACGCUCGACUAUCCCAUCGAUCUGUCGAGUAUGUUGGCUGCGCCGAAGACGAUUCGCGAGUUGUCGGAUACAGCUGCUGGGCCGUUUUGUUAUGUUUAUCUGUGA